This is a messenger RNA of Mycotypha africana, 939 nucleotides long. Its product is annotated as kinase-like domain-containing protein. Gene Ontology annotation, biological process: intracellular signal transduction; protein phosphorylation. The annotation marks the transcript as partial. The record is from RefSeq and is a predicted model, not a curated record. The transcript has 2 exons. Lineage: Eukaryota; Fungi; Mucoromycota; Mucoromycetes; Mucorales; Mycotyphaceae. Gene Ontology annotation, molecular function: protein serine/threonine kinase activity; ATP binding.
UCUAGUCGAGCCAGUUUAAAGGAAUAUGGUGAGUGUUACAAAAAUCUCGGUCAAGGUACCUCAGGUGUUGUCAAAGUAAUACGGCAAAUGGAUUCUCAAGGUCGUAUUAGACAACUUCAUGCCAUCAAGCAAUUCCGUAAAAAGCAUAAGAAUGAAACUGAAAAGGAGUACAUGAAAAAGGUUACCAGUGAAUUCUGUAUAUCCUCAACCUUUGAUCAUCCAAAUAUCAUUAAAACGCUCGAUUUAGCUUGGAAUGACAAGAAAAGAAGAUAUUGCACCAUUAUGGAAUAUUGCGCUGGUGGUGAUUUAUUUGCUAUAAUCAUGGCUGAACGCAUGUCAGAAGUCGAAAAAUCGUGCUGUUUCAAACAACUUCUACAAGGUUUGGCUUACCUUCAUUCCACCGGUGUUGCUCAUCGUGAUAUCAAACCCGAGAAUUUGUUAUUGACUAUGGAUGGCACAUUAAAAAUAACUGACUUUGGCGUAUCCGACGUCUUUCGUUUUCCCUGGGAAUCGUCUACUAUCACUCGCCUAAGUCGUGGUUUGGUGGGUUCUGAACCUUAUAUUCCUCCUGAAGCCUUUCUACACAAAGAAUAUUCUGGUACAGCAGGAGAUAUGUGGUCGGCAGGAAUUGUCUUUUAUUGUCUUUGGUUAGGCGGCCUUGCUUGGUAUAAAGCGAAAACAUCCGAUAGUGCCUAUUGUGGAUAUCUCCGUAGCCUUGAAAGGCAGCAAACUUUUGACUUAUUUCGUCCCAUGUCGAAAGAUCAAUUGCGGGUUCUGCAUCGAUUGCUGGAUCCUAACCCUAAUACACGUAUCACAGCAAAAGAUUUGUUGAAUCAUGACCCCUGGAUUCAAUCAAUUUCUGUAUGUGAUGAACGUGCAAAAGAUAAAUUAGGUAGACAUCACAAGCAUACAGAUGGUGUACAGCCUGUCUGUAGAUUA